This is a messenger RNA of Lytechinus variegatus (green sea urchin), 3100 nucleotides long. RefSeq names its product nucleolar GTP-binding protein 2-like. Gene Ontology annotation, cellular component: nucleolus. The record is from RefSeq and is a predicted model, not a curated record. The transcript is spliced from 15 exons. Gene Ontology annotation, molecular function: GTP binding. Lineage: Eukaryota; Metazoa; Echinodermata; Echinoidea; Temnopleuroida; Toxopneustidae. The coding region runs from base 182 to 2392 and encodes 736 amino acids.
AGCAGACUAAUUUUUACCCCCUUGACUUGGUGUCUUGGAAUAAGACUAAUGAAGCACUUACGUGCGCAAUAAAAACGUGACAAAUAAUUCUUCAGUCCCACAUGCACACUUUCAGGUUUGUCAUCGUAGCGGAGACUUGAUUUAUUCGAAGUCUUGUUUAUUUUUUGAAUUUCUCAUCAAAAUGUCGAAGACAGUGCGUAAGAAAAGGAAGGAGCAGGGACUGAAGAAGUCGAACAGUAGUACGAACCCCGAUCGAGCCAAAGGAGCAGGUGGAAGCAACAUGAGGGACCGUUCUACAAUUAAGAGAUUGGAGAUGUAUCGUAAAGGAAAACCAAAAAGAAAUCGGAAGGGUAAAAUUGUGCAAGCAGCUCCGUUCCAAUCUCGGUUGAAGUCUGGUACAGUUGCCCGAGUAGAGCCUAAUAGAAAAUGGUUUGGCAAUACCAGGGUGGUAUCCCAGAAUGCCUUGCAGACCUUUCAGGAGGAGCUUGGGAAGGCUAUCAAAGAUCCAUAUCAGGUGGUCAUGAAGCAGACCAAGCUACCCAUUACUCUAUUACAAGAAAAGGCUAAGUACAACCGUGUUCACCUAUUGGAUACCGAGAGCUUUGGGUCUACAUUCGGCCCAAAAAAACAAAGAAAGAGAGUCAACAUGAAAGUUGCUGAUGUAGAGUCUUUGUUGAAAUCUGCCGAGGAAUCCAAUGAGAAGUAUGACGUGGAGAAGGACAGGGAUCUGGUCUUCGAUGACCAGGGCGUUCGUGAUGAAGUCAAAGAUUGGAUAUUCUCAGCGGGCCAGUCUAAGAGAAUAUGGAAUGAACUUUACAAGGUGAUAGAUUCUUCUGAUGUUCUGGUCCAAGUCCUUGAUGCCCGAGAUCCAAUGGGAACUAGAUCCAAGUACAUUGAAAACUACCUCAAGAAAGAAAAACCUCACAAGCAUCUCAUAUUUGUCCUCAACAAAGUGGAUCUUGUUCCAACGUGGGCUACAAAACGAUGGGUAGCCAUUUUGUCGCACGAUUAUCCGACUUUAGCCUUCCAUGCCAGCAUGCGAAAUCCAUUUGGGAAGGGCGCCCUCAUACAGCUUCUAAGGCAGUUUGGCAAGCUUCACAUUGACAAGAAGCAGAUCAGUAUUGGCUUCAUUGGGUAUCCUAACGUUGGCAAGAGUUCUAUCAUCAAUACACUCAGGAAUAAGAAGGUCUGCAAUGUUGCACCGAUUGCAGGAGAAACUAAGGUGUGGCAGUAUAUCACAUUGAUGAGAAGAAUAUUCCUGAUAGAUUGUCCUGGUGUGGUGUACCCAUCUGGAGAGACGGAGACAGAGAUUGUCCUCAAAGGAGUGGUGAGAGUGGAGAAUGUAAAAGGCCCUGAAGACUACAUAGCUGAGGUUUUGAGACGGGUUAAACCAGACUAUGUUCAGAAGACCUACCGCAUCUCGGAAUGGGUGGAUUAUAUUGAUUUCCUAGAGAAACUAGCUCAACGCACUGGGAAACUGAACAAGGGUGGUGAGCCUGAUGUGAGCACUGUAGCCAAGAUGGUCCUGAAUGACUGGCUUCGAGGAAAAAUACCUUUCUUUGUUAAACCACCAAACUGUGAACAGGAUCCCAAGGACGAUACAGGUAAGACGAAUCAAGCCAAGAAAAUCAAGGAAACGGUGGCCAAGGAAACAGUUGCUAAGGAGGAUGCCAACUCUAAAAAGAAGAAGGGAGGCGAAAUCCGAGGAGUGAAACAGGACCUUAGCAAAGUCAACAUCGGACCGGACUUCGCCGGGGAUGACCUGAAACCUGAGGACAUCGACGAUGAGGAGGAUGAGACAACGGAAGGACAGGAACCAGUGGAGGAGGACGAGAUGGAGAACGAUGAUGAGGACAUGGAGAGAGACGACGAUGAAGAUGAAGAGUUAGGAGAAAGCAUGAUAGAAGAUGGACAGAAGGAAGGAAAGAAGGAAACUUCAAAUGAAGCUGCAUCAUCAUCACCCGUGAAACAGUCAUCUAAGAGGACUAGAAAAGAGGAAGCAAAGACCGGAAUCUCAUACGGUGCUAAUGUCUUCCUGAACUCUAAGAAUAAGAAACUCUUGGCCAAAGCGAAGAUUGAAAAGAAAAGGGAAGCCAUGUUGAAAAAGAGAAGUGAAAUGGAACAAAGUGAGGAUCAAAACAAGCCGAAGAAAGCCAAGAAACCUCAACCGAUCGGGUCGUACUGUCCUCUUGGGAGCAGUGAUGAAGACGAUGUGGGUGAUUUGAGGAGAAAGAAAAAGAGAUACUUUGAAGAGGAAAAACCAGGAAAGAAAAAACUUACAUCCAAACAGAAGCGAAGCAUAGAGAGAGCACAGAAGAGCAAGAAGGUUGGUCAUCAUUACUACGCUGAGAAGAACGUCAAGAAUAGAAACAGAUCAAAAAGAGACAAAUGAAGAUCCUUAGAAUCUGUUCAUAUUAGUUAAGAACUUUGAUUGAAUUGGAGAUUGGUGGUUUGAGCUGGAAUGCACCCCAGGGAGUGUAGAAGGCGCAUAUAUCAAUUGCAGGCAAGCCAGAAUCCGAUGACUGGGGUAUUAAGGCCACCACUCACCUUACAACCCAACUGAUCUGCAACUGAGUGAAGGGAGAUGAAUCGCAUGGUAGUCAUUACUCUACACCGCACACCUUGUGAUCCGACUGCGCUGCCUUCUGCGACACACACAUGCGCUUUUUACCAUUGCAGCCGAGAAAAUUAUGUGUUUGCACGUUGCAUUUAAUGUACGCGUCGCAACUCUGCUGUCGGAUUGGCUGCAUGUUGGACUGAGCUUGCGAUCCAGUGACCGGCCUGCAACUCUCAAGCUGACAAGAGCUGUGAUGUCACGUUUCCCCUCACUCAAUCGCAGACCAGUUGGGUCGUAAGGCCUGCGGUGGCCCUAAGAAUUAUGGUCCUGGUGCCCCUAACACAAUGCGUAGCAAUCCUCGUAGAACAUUUUUUAUUAUCGAUUGCAUUGACUACAUUGUACAGUCAGUCGGGGAAAAUCAAGCGUACGAUUAAUCGCCAACAUAUGUGUGACAGAACCCUGGUGUAGGAAUGAAACAAAAUUUCAACACUAAUAAUAAUAAUAAUAGCGGCAUAUUUACCCAGGGUAGCCACUUCAGUUCCG